AUGUUCAGAUCACAAGAAAUGAGUUAUUUUUAAUUAGUGAUGCCCUAAGACAGUGCGUGGACUAUCAUGGAUUAAUUAGGUUAUUUAAGUAAAGUGGAAAUUAUUGAUCAUAAUCGUAAUGAAGCCUUAAUCAAUAGACCAUUUGCAAAUUACGUUAAAAGAUGUGAUGACUUGAUGGUAAAAAUUGAAAAUAUGCUUUAAGUGGCAAAGAAUUUAAAUUUGCUCUCUAAUUAUAAAAAAGGAAAUUUGAAAUAGUUUACAAAUCAACAAAAUUCACAUACUCACACUUAUCUUGAUAAGAUUGAAGAAGACAUAAAUAAAAGAACUUCAUCUUUUCAGGAGUAAAAUAAGCAUCUUGAAUAACUUAUUGAUUAAUCAGAAUACAUACAAAAUUAUAUUGAAAUUUUAAUAGAAAGUCAAAGGUAUUUAGGGGAGAAUGCAUUUCAAAAUCAACAGACCUCAAAAUUUGAAUACUAUGUUGGGAUACUUAAAAAUUAAGAAUAAUUAUAAUUCCAUCGAGUGAUAUUUAGAGUGACCAAAGGAAACUCCUAUGUUCAUUUGAAGAGGAUGAAUGAGAAGUAAUCAAUUUUCAUCGUUUUAUUUCCAAAUAUAGGAAACUAUGGAAAAUAAAAGAUCCAAAAAAUUGUAGAAUAAGUAUCCUUAGGAAAGUUUGCUUUGCCUUAGAAUCUGUUGGAAUUUGAAAAAAAAUUAUAUGAAUUGAAGAAUAAAGAAGCUGAAUAUAUUAAUCUUAUAAAAAUGACUCAGAAUUAACUAUGCUAAUGCAUAUCAAAUAUGUUAGUAAUAAGAAAUGGAUUACCUUUGAUAGAAUAUUAUAAGUUUUAUUUAAUCAAAGAAAAGGAACUUUACAAAGAGCUGAAUAAGUUAAAAAUGCAAGGCAGGUUGUUCCUAGGAGAACUAUGGGUUCCAACAAAAGAUAUUUAACAAUUAGAACAAACUAUAUAAGUGAUUAAGGAAUAGCAAUCAAAUAAUCCUGGGGGUUAGUUAGCCUAAAAGAGUCCUCCUGAUUUUCUGUAGAAACCCACUUAUUUCAAAUUAAAUGAGUUCACUUAGGUAUUUUAAGAGAUAGUCAACACAUAUGGGAUUCCAAGAUAUCAAGAGAUAAAUCCUGCAAUAAUAACAAUAAUUACGUUUCCAUUUUUAUUUGGAGUAAUGUUCGGAGAUAUAGGUCAUGGAUUUGUAUUAUUUGUGUUUGGAUCUUAUCUGUGUUUGUUUAAGAAUAAAUCCUUCUACAAUCUAAGAUAUCUAAUCCUAUUGAUGGGUGUAUUUAGCUUUUAUUCAGGACUAAUUUAUAAUGAUUAUUUGAGUUUAUCCUUAAACCUAUUUCAAACUUGUUUAGGAUCAGAGGAUUAAUGUGUCUACCCAUUUGGAAUUGAUCCAAUGUGGGGAGACCAUUUAGAAUUCAACGAUUCAUUUAAAAUGAAGUUAAGCAUCAUAAUUGCAUUUUGUCAUAUGUUAUUGGGAGUUUCUUUGAGUGGUUUAAAUUAUCUAUUUUUGGAGGAUUGGCUACGAUUAACUUGUAAAUUCAUUCCAUAAUUAUUAUUUUUGAUAUGCACAAUUGGGUAUAUGGUAUUUUUGAUAAUAUACAAAUGGUUGACACCUUUUGAACCAUAAAAUGCCCCAAGCAUAAUCACUACAAUGAUAUCAAUGAUUUUGAAUUUAGGGAGAAUAUCAGGUCCUUAAAUGUGGGAAGGAGACUCUUAGAACUAUGUUUAAUAUUGUCUUUUAAUAAUUUGUAUCAUCACAAUACCUUGGAUGUGGUUACCAUCAAUUAUCAGUCACUUGGUAAGAAGGAAAAGUCAUUAAUAAAGUAAAGAUAAACUUAAGACUCACAGAGUAGAUUAUGGAUAAUUAAUAGAAGAAUCAGGAGUUGAAAUGAUCUAAACUAGUUCUUAUAGUCAUGAGUAAACUGAUGUAAAAUAGAAUAAAGAAUUGCAAGACUCAAAAGUGCAGAUUUAAUAAAAGGAGCAUAAUUCACAUUUAGGUAUUGAAGAUAUGAUUGUCCAUGAAACCAUUGAAACAUUGGAAUAUGUCCUUGGGGUAAUAUCAAACACUGCAAGUUACUUAAGAUUAUGGGCAUUAAGUUUGGCUCAUUCUUAACUCUCACAAGUUUUCUUUGAAUUGUUGCUCGUACAACCAAUUAAUCAUGGAUAACCAAUUAGUUUAAUGAUAGGGUAUCCAUUUUGGGCUUUGAUAACUUUUGGUGUUCUGAUGUGCAUGGACAGUAUGGAGUGUUUUUUGCAUUCCUUAAGAUUGCAUUGGGUCGAAUUUUAGAAUAAGUUUUUUAAAGGCGACGGUGUCUAGUUUAAGGCCUAUUCGUUUAGAGAUAGAAUCAAGGACAGUAUCAAUUUAGAAUCGUAGUGA
Paramecium tetraurelia is the source of this 2382-nucleotide messenger RNA. RefSeq lists its product as uncharacterized. The record is from RefSeq and is a predicted model, not a curated record. The transcript is spliced from 7 exons. Gene Ontology annotation, biological process: proton transmembrane transport; vacuolar acidification. Gene Ontology annotation, molecular function: proton-transporting ATPase activity, rotational mechanism; ATPase binding. Gene Ontology annotation, cellular component: vacuolar proton-transporting V-type ATPase, V0 domain; vacuolar proton-transporting V-type ATPase complex. NCBI's taxonomy places the organism in Eukaryota, Ciliophora, Oligohymenophorea, Peniculida, Parameciidae.